Messenger RNA from Erigeron canadensis, 2210 nucleotides. Its product is annotated as probable hexosyltransferase MUCI70. The transcript has 9 exons. Lineage: Eukaryota; Viridiplantae; Streptophyta; Magnoliopsida; Asterales; Asteraceae. Bases 334 to 1737 code for a protein of 467 amino acids. The record is from RefSeq and is a predicted model, not a curated record.
UUUUUACUUUCUAAAAGUACAUAGAUGAUAGAUCGACUGUAUUUUGAUUUCUUUAGAAAAGCGACUUUCAUUACAUCUUCUUUUGGUAUUCGUCGGAUAAAUAAAAUACAUCAAACACGACCGACAAUUGUCCACCUUCCUUUUGCCACUCCGCGUCAAAUUUUUUUCUCUCUUGAAUAAACAAAUAUUCCCAGAAUAAAUAUAAAGUUAAGUCACACACAAAAUCAAAAUUAAGGGCUCUAACCAAGAUCCAUACACACCAUUUUCCUGUACGGAAACAGAUAUAGAUGAAUACAUAUAUGCAGCAGAAGGUUAUAUUUAGGAAAAAUUGAAAUGUUACCUGAAAGAAGGGGAGGGCUGCUUGGUUCAGAUUCGAAUAAAGUUGUUGAUCAUACUAGUGAUCAUGGAUUACGAGCUGUUCGGCGUACCAGGCGUUCUGGACCGUGGCGAUUAUGGUUUUGGUUAUUCUCAUUUGCUGCUCUUUUCUCAAUCUGUAUCGCUGUUUUCGGAUUUAAGAUGUUUAUUCAUGGUGUAGAAGAGCCUCAUAGCAGCAUUUCAUCAGUUCCAAUUGUACAUGAUGUGUCAAAUAUACAUGAAGUGCCAAAUAUACAUGAAGUACCAAUUGUACAUGAUGUGCCAGUAGAAUCAGAUACAAAAAAAAAGCCUCAUAGGGCACGUUUUUACCCUUGCAAGGUUGAAUUAAGGGACUCGGAGGAUGGACUCCUUCCGCCCUCAUCUUUUUCGAAUUUUAUAAACUUUUCAACAAACUAUGUUGAGAAGGAGGACAUACUUUCCCAUGAAAAUCCAAUCAUUCCCAGAUUUGGAGGGCAUCAGACCCUUGAAGAAAGAGAACAAUCCUUCCAUGCGGUUAAUCAAACAAUUCACUGUGGCUUUGUAGAAGGAUUGGAAGGGUCUACAAGCACUGGGUUUGAUUUGGACAAGGAAGACAAAUUGUAUAUGAAUACUUGUACUGUUGUUGUAUCAUCCUGUAUAUUUGGAAGCUCAGACUUUUUGCGCAGGCCAACUAGCAAAUUGAUUAGCCAAUACUCAAAGAAGAACGUUUGUUUCAUAAUGUUUGUAGACAAGGAAACACUUGUUAAGCUAUCAAAGGAGGGAAGUAUUCCUGAUGAGAGAGGGUUUAUUGGGUUAUGGAGGAUAGUUGUUGUAAGCAACCUACCAUAUGAGGACAUGCGGAAAACUGGAAAAGUGCCAAAGUUUUUGUCACAUCGCCUCUUCCCAGCAGCUAGGUAUUCCAUUUGGCUUGAUAGCAAGUUGAGGCUAAAUGCUGACCCAAUGAGGCUCAUUGAAUACUUUCUUUGGCGAAAGAGAUCAGAAUAUGCCAUUUCCAACCAUUAUACUCGUCACUGUGUCUGGGAUGAAGUACAACAAAAUAAACGUUUAAAUAAAUACAAUCACACAGCAAUCGAUGAACAAUUUCUGUUUUACCAAGCUGACGGUCUCCCUAAGUUUGAUUCUUCAGAUCCUAAUAAACCACUUCCAAGUUAUGUACCUGAAGGUUCCUUUAUUGUCAGAGCACAUACGCCUAUGUCAAAUUUAUUUUCAUGCCUUUGGUUCAAUGAAGUUGAUCGUUUUACUUCACGUGAUCAAUUGAGCUUUGGAUAUACUUUCUUGAAGUUGAAGAGAACGAACCUGGAUAAACCGCUGAUGCUACAUAUGUUUAAGGAUUGUGAGCGCAGAGCUGUUACAAAGCUAUUUCAUCAUAGAAACCCUGAAUGAUGGCCACUUUUAUUGGUGUUUCUUGCUUUGUGCUCUGCAACGCACCAUGUUCAAGUCGGCUGGUUCUAUGUACCUAACAAAUUAUGAAAGACUUGGUUUAAGGCUUCAAAUUUUCAAGCAUUUCUUGUAUGCCCAAUGCACAGACGGAACUGGUGAUAUAUGGAUCAUUUUUCUCCAGAAGAUACCUUAGUAAAUGGAGACCCCAGUUUAGGCUUUAUUUUGUGCUUUAGAUCUAGCGACCAUAGUAAAUGCAAACCCGCAUAAGAUAUAGGAUUCAUGCCAUAGUCACUUAGGUUUUGUUGUGAAGUAGUUGAGGACCAUUAUGAAGCGCAAGCUGAAGAUGGAAGUACAGACGGUGAAAGAAUAUUAUCAGAAAUUUUGUAAUUGUAGAAUGUUGUAUGAUUAGACAGUGUUUUUAUUGAGAAUACAAUGUAAUUCAGAUUCGUUGAUAUAUUAUUUAGUUCUUGAGUGCU